CUGCCGGCGACGAAGAUGAGGCCGACGGACGUCCGCUGCGGCUGGAGCAUGCGCUGGCUGCACAUGCUUGGACUACUCUCGCUCUGUGUACAUGUAGCCACGGCCUCGUCGCCCAUGGCAACGACGAUCGAGUACAGCUUUGACAAGGCCCGCGCCGGCGGUGUCCUCGGCUCGAUCCACGUCGUGUACCCGACGCCGUCCUCGACCUUGGUCACGAUCCUCGCCGACAUUGACAUGCGCGCGCUCAAUAUGACGCAAGUCCACGCCUUGCACCCGAGCUGCGGUCACCACAUCAAAGAGUACAAGUGGUAUCUCGUCGUGAACGAAAUGGGCAUGGUGCCCAUCGUGGGCUUCCUCGACAAGUGCGACCACUUGGACUUCACGCGCGUCGUCGCGCCACCGACGAUUGCAAAGCUCUCGGCCCUCUUUGUCGACGACACGACGUGCACCAGGCCGACGAGCGUCGCGAAAGACCGCCUCAUCGCCGCCCACGAGAGCCGCCACAAUGUGAACUUGUCGCACCAACUCGGCCGACUCGUCGUCGAAGACGGACGCAUCUCGCAAGCGUGGCACAAUGUCUCGUUCCCCGCGUACGGCCACGUGACGCCGCGCUGGAGCAUCGUGCUGCACGCUGUGUGCGGCGACUCGAGCCCGCCCGUUGUCUGCGCGCAGGUCGACUUUGAGCUCAAGGUGACCAACCGCGUCCAGGAAGCCCACGCGCUUCUCGGCAUUGCGAGCUUUGUCGUCGCGUCGAGUCUCCUCCUCUUUUUAACUUAACCCUUCUCGCCCUC
Messenger RNA from Saprolegnia diclina VS20, 791 nucleotides. RefSeq lists its product as hypothetical. NCBI's taxonomy places the organism in Eukaryota, Oomycota, Saprolegniomycetes, Saprolegniales, Saprolegniaceae. The record is from RefSeq and is a predicted model, not a curated record. The coding region runs from base 16 to 777 and encodes 253 amino acids. The transcript is spliced from 2 exons.